GCCCCGUGUUCCCCCUUAGAGGUCUGCCUGUCUCCCUCCUCACGGCCUCCCCACCCCCAUGCCCAAUGCACACAGCAGACCCCAGCUUCCAGGCUGACGAGCCUCCUCCCUCCGGACAGAGGGGCCCAGCCAGCGGGAUGGACCUGGCCUACGUGUGUGAGUGGGAGAAGUGGCCCAAGAGCACUCACUGCCCGUCUGUGCCCCUGGCCUGCGCCUGGUCCUGCCGCAACCUUAUCGCCUUCACCACAGACCUCCGCCAGGACGACCAAGACCUGACCCGCCUGAUCCACAUCCUGGACACGGAGCACCCAUGGGACGUGCACUCCAUCCACUCUGAGCACCGGGAGGCUAUCACCUGCCUGGAGUGGGACCAGUCAGGCUCCCGGCUCCUGUCAGCAGACGCCGAUGGGCAGAUCAAGUGCUGGAGCAUGGCCGACCACCUGGCCAACAGCUGGGAGAGCCCAGUGGGCAGCCUGGUGGAGGGGGACCCCAUCGUGGCCCUGUCCUGGCUGCACAACGGAGUUAAACUGGCGUUGCACGUGGAGAAGUCGGGCGCCUCCAGCUUUGGCGAGAAGUUCUCCCGGGUCAAGUUCUCGCCAUCUCUCACCCUGUUCGGCGGCAAGCCCAUGGAGGGCUGGAUCGCAGUGACGGUCAGCGGCCUGGUCACAGUGUCCCUGCUGAAGCCCAGUGGGCAGGUGCUGACCUCUACCGAGAGCCUGUGCCGGCUCCGUGGCCGUGUGGCGCUGGCUGACAUCGCCUUCACGGGCGGCGGCAACAUUGUGGUGGCCACGGCGGAUGGCAGCAGCGCGUCGCCUGUGCAGUUCUACAAGGUGUGCGUGAGCGUGGUCAGCGAGAAGUGCCGCAUCGACACUGAGAUCCUGCCCUCCCUCUUCAUGCGCUGCACCACCGACCCCAACCGCAGGGGCCGCUGCCCCGCCAUCACCCACCUCAACUUCCUGGCCCGAGACAUGUCCGAGCAGGUGCUGCUGUGUGCGUCCAGCCAGACGCACAGCCUGGUGGAGUGCUGGUCGCUGAGGAAAGAGGGCCUCCCGGUUAACAACAUCUUCCAGCAGAUCUCGCCAGUCGUUGGUGACAAGCAGCCCAUGAUCCUCAAGUGGCGGAUCCUGUCGGCCACCAAUGACCUGGACCGAGUGUCUGCCGUGGCGCUGCCCAAACUGCCCAUCUCGCUCACCAACACCGACCUCAAGGUGGCCAGCGACACCCAGUUCUACCCUGGCCUGGGGCUGGCCCUGGCCUUCCACGACGGCAGCGUCCACAUCGUGCACCGCCUGUCCCUGCAGACCAUGGCGGUCCUCUACAGCUCCGCAGCUCCGCGCUCCAGCGACGAGCCCGCUGUCAAGCGGCCGCGCGCCACGGGCCCCGCCGUCCACUUCAAGGCCAUGCAGCUGUCCUGGACCUCGCUGGCCCUCGUGGGCAUCGACAACCACGGGAAGCUGAACAUGCUGCGAAUCUCGCCGUCCAUGGGCCACCCUCUGGAGGUGCCCCUGGCCCUUCAGCACCUUCUCUUCCUGCUCGAGUACUGCAUGGUCACCGGCUACGACUGGUGGGACAUCCUGCUGCACGUGCAGCCAGCCAUGGUGCAGAGCCUGGUCGAGAGGCUGCACGAGGAGUACACACGCCAGAGCGCCGCGCUGCAGCAGGUCCUGUCCACACGUAUCCUGGCCAUGAAGGCGUCGCUGUGCAAGCUCUCGCCCUGCACGGUGCCGCGCGUUUGCGACUACCACGCCAAGCUCUUCCUCAUCGCCAUCAGCUCCACGCUCAGGUCGCUGCUUCGCCCCCACUGCCUCAACACGCCCGACAAGAGCCCCGGCGACCGGCUGACCGAGGUCUGCUCCAAGAUCGCCGAUGUCGACAUUGACAAGGUGAUGAUCAAUCUCAAGACUGAAGAGUUCGUCCUGGACAUGAGCACGCUCCAGGCGCUGCAGCAGCUCCUGCAGUGGGUGGGUGACUUCGUCCUCUACCUGCUGGCCAGCCUGCCCAACCAGGGAUCCCCACUGCGGCCUGGCCACAGCUUCCUGCGGGACGGCACCUCGCUGGGCAUCCUGCGUGAGCUCAUGGUCGUCAUCCGCAUCUGGGGCCUAUUGAAGCCCAGCUGUCUGCCUGUGUACACGGCCACCUCCGACACGCAGGACAGCAUGUCCCUGCUCUUCCGGCUGCUCACCAAGCUCUGGAUCUGCUGUCGUGACGAGGGCCCCACAAGUGAGCCGGACGAGGCGCUGGUGGAUGAGUGCUGCCUGCUGCCCAGCCAGCUGCUCAUCCCCAGUCUGGACUGGCUGCCGGUCAGUGAUGGGCUCGUCAGCCGCCUGCAGCCCAAGCAGCCCCUGCGACUGCACUUCGGCCGAGCGCCCAUGCUGCCAGGCAGUGCUGCCGCCUCUCAGCUUGACGGACUGGCCAGAGCACCAGGCCAGCCCAAGAUCGACCACCUCCGUCGGCUGCACCUGGGAGCCUACCCCACAGAGGAGUGCAAGACCUGCACUAGGUGUGGCUGCGUGACCAUGCUCAAGUCACCCAACAAGACGACGGCGGUGAGGCAGUGGGAGCAGCGCUGGAUCAAGAACUGCCUGUGUGGGGGGCUGUGGAGGCGCCUGCGGCUCGGCUACCCCUGAGGGGCCACCCUGCAAGCAACCCUCGCCAGCAGCCCUGGCUCCACGCUGCAGCCCCGUGUACUGGCUCUAUAAACCGAGCCCGUGCCACCGCCACCACCCUUGGUGCUACCGCUACUCGCCCUGGCACCACCUCCUGCCAGAGGAAAAGAGCUGGCCUUGCAGAUGGCUGCCUGGUACCUCAGACCUCGGACUUAGAAGUGAGGAUGUACGGGCGCCUGGUGGACGCCCAGUGGGGAGGACCCCCGUUUUCUCCACAGCGCUUAAUCUGAGGACACCUGAUCCAAGUGAUGACCAAUCUUGACCUGGGCUGGACAGAGAUUGCCCUAGACUACCUGGGAACCCAGACCUUCAGCUCAGGGUUCUUGUCUUAAAGGGUCUGACGGCAGUGGCUGAGACCCCACCUGCCUGUCCUGGUGGUGCUGGAGCACCCCGCUGGGUGGCUGUUCUGAAACUUGGCAGCUUGGCUGGGACAUACAGCCUAAUAAACCCUGCCCAGUGUCCUUGC
Molecule: messenger RNA, 3132 nt
Organism: Echinops telfairi (small Madagascar hedgehog)
Lineage: Eukaryota; Metazoa; Chordata; Mammalia; Afrosoricida; Tenrecidae
Gene: MED16
Product: mediator complex subunit 16
Exons: 14
Coding region: 66-2627 (853 amino acids)
Biological process (GO): positive regulation of DNA-templated transcription
Cellular component (GO): mediator complex
Molecular function (GO): protein binding
Source: RefSeq, a predicted model, not a curated record